AUGCUUGGUGCGCAGCGUGGUAGCAGCACCGUGGACCAGUCUUUCCUUUGCAGUCCGCAGCUGCAGGACCGGCAGCAGCAGCAGCAGCAGCAGCAGCAGCAGCAGCAGCAAAACCAGCGGCGCGCUCGCGUUGCUGACGACGACGACGUCGACGGCGCAGCGACUGCGGACGGCGUACCGCAGGCGACGUUUGUGCCGCGAGACCCGCGCGUGCGGGACGGGCCCUGGUCCAAGAUCGACGCCUCACUCGUGACGGCGGCACAGGCCGACGCGGCCACGGCGGCACGGCGCGAUGUUACUCCCACCGCCGAAGGCGCUGUACUGCUGGGGCAGUCGGUUGAGGAGCUGCGGGAGCUGGUGAAGGGCCUGGGCCACGAGGCUUACAGGGGCCAGCAGAUGUACGAACAGCUGAUGCUGUCGGCGCGCGACCCGACGGCAAAGGGCGCGCACAGCAUCGCGGACCUGCGCACGCUGCCGCCGAAGCUGCGGGAGCAGCUCGAGGUGCUGGGUUUCAAAACCGGCCGCUCGGCGGUGCACCACUCUGUCUCGUCGCCCUGCGGCACCCGCAAGCUGCUGCUGCAGCUGUCCGAGGGGCGGCUCAUCGAGGCAGUGGGCAUUCCGCUGGACAAGGGGUCCAGCGGGUCCAGGCUGACUGUGUGCGUGUCUUCGCAGGUCGGCUGCCCGAUGCGCUGCACCUUCUGCGCGACCGGCAAGGGCGGCUUUGCGCGCAACCUGAGGGCCCACGAGAUUCUGGACCAGGUCAUGACGCUGCAGGAGGUGUACGGGCGGCGCGUCACAAACGUCGUGUUUAUGGGGAUGGGCGAGCCCCUGCUGAACCUGCCAGCCGUGUCAGCUGCCUACCAGCUGCUCCACGAAGGCCUCGGCCUGUCCGGCCGCGCCAUCACCGUGUCGACUGUGGGCGUCCCCAACGCCAUCCGCAAGCUGGCGGCCUUGAAGCUCCCGGUGACGCUGGCGGUGUCCAUCCACGCGCCCAACCAGGCGCUGAGGGAGCGGCUGAUCCCCAGCGCCAAGGUCUACCCGAUUGAGGCGCUGAUGCAGGACUGUGUCGCCUACUUUGCCGCCACGCGGCGCCGCCUGACGUUCGAGUACACACUCAUGGCGGGCGUCAACGAUCAGCCGCAGCACGCGCGCGAGCUUGCGGCGCUGCUGCGGUCGCACAACAUGGCGGCGCAUGUCAACGUGAUCCCCUGGAACCCCGUGGACGAGUCGGAGUACAAGCGGCCGACCAACGCGGCGGUUGCGGCCUUCAGGGGCGUCCUGGAGAAGGCCGGCGUGGAGACGACGCUGCGGGUGACGCGCGGCCUGGAGGCGGCGGCGGCGUGCGGGCAGCUGCGCAACUCGUUUCAAAAGCAGGCAGUGCCGGAGCCGCAGCCGCUGCGCUGA
Messenger RNA from Monoraphidium neglectum, 1404 nucleotides. Its product is annotated as ribosomal RNA large subunit methyltransferase N. The transcript is spliced from 8 exons. Gene Ontology annotation, molecular function: iron-sulfur cluster binding; RNA methyltransferase activity. Gene Ontology annotation, biological process: tRNA methylation; rRNA base methylation. Lineage: Eukaryota; Viridiplantae; Chlorophyta; Chlorophyceae; Sphaeropleales; Selenastraceae. The record is from RefSeq and is a predicted model, not a curated record. The coding region runs from base 1 to 1404 and encodes 467 amino acids.